This is a messenger RNA of Laetiporus sulphureus 93-53, 616 nucleotides long. RefSeq lists its product as uncharacterized. The transcript has 3 exons. The record is from RefSeq and is a predicted model, not a curated record. NCBI's taxonomy places the organism in Eukaryota, Fungi, Basidiomycota, Agaricomycetes, Polyporales, Laetiporaceae. Bases 1 to 549 code for a protein of 182 amino acids.
AUGCAAGCUCCAACUCCACAGCCUGACUACCCUCUUUUGCAACAAAGUCUGACGACAGCAGCAGAGCAACUAGCUCUGUUUGCAAAUAUACCUCAACACAAUGACAUCAUGGUAGUGAUGCAACAGAUCCAUGCCACGAUACAGCAGAUGAAUGGCACGAUAGAGCAGAUGAAUGGCAGAAUAACUAACCUUGAGAACACCCUGAACCAGUUCAAAGUGCAGGUUGAGGGGCGGUUCAACCAAGUUGAGGAGAGGUUCAACCAAAUCGGGGGGAGAUUCGACCAAUUGGCUGGCAAGGUUGACAAUAUUGUCAGAAUGCUGCCGACCAUGCUCCACAAUGCACCCCUGCGCAUGAAUGGCCCUCUGCAAUAUCCAUCAGAAGUUGAUGAUAGAUUCCCCAAGACUGAACUACAGCUCACAGAAUUGACUGCCAAUGAUGCUAAUCAUGUGCUCCUUGCCUUGGGUAUGGAGGUGCCGCAAGGAGCAGAUGUCGUGCGGAAGCGUCAGCUGAUAGCCGACUAUCUGGGUUGCGGCGAGACAGUUGUGUGAUUGUGGCCUUCGGCGGGUCCUAUAUAGUGCAUGAGGCUCUUCCGAUCGCACAAUCCUCCUCUCCACC